AUCCAACACACGAACGGCCAGGAUGCUUUGCCGCUUCUCCCGGUUCUAGUAUAAAAGGCCACUCGUGGCGCAAACCCUAGUAGAGGAGAGAUUACCUUGGAGGCUUCUGAGCUCGAACCCCCCGCCGCCGCCGCCGUCGCCUCCUCCAUCCGCCGCCAUGACCUUCAAGCGCCGCAAUGGCGGCCGCAACAAGCACGGUCGCGGCCACGUCAAGUACAUCCGCUGCUCCAACUGCGCCAAGUGCUGCCCCAAGGACAAGGCGAUCAAGAGGUUUCAGGUGAGGAACAUCGUGGAGCAGGCCGCCAUCAGGGACGUCCAGGAGGCGUGCGUGCACGAUGGAUACGUUCUCCCCAAGCUUUACGCCAAGGUGCAUCACUGUGUGUCCUGUGCAAUCCAUGCUCACAUCGUCCGUGUCCGCUCCCGUGAGAACCGGAGGGACCGCAGGCCUCCGGAACGCUUCCGCCGCAGGGAGGAUAGGCCCCAAGGCCCUCGUCCAGGUGGUGGCGCUCCCGCUCCUGGUGGAGCUGCUGCUCCUGCCCCCAACGUUGCUCGCACCUGAUUGUCUCCGGAGUGAUAAACCUUUUUUCAGUCGUUUCCCUAAAUCUAGCAUGAUACCAGGGUGUUGAACUUUAUCUAGGACCAACCUGUUCUUUUUCAAAUAUCGGAUCUGCUGUUACUGGUUUCAUCUUUACUAAAUGUGGUUUACCAUUUAUUCGAUUCGUUCUGUUCCUACUCACGCCGUGUCAGACGUUAUGUGCCGUGUGAGUUUUUCUGUUCCUGCUCAUGCUUGUGAGAGCAACAUCGUAUGUUCUCCUAAAUCCCGAGUAUGUUACUUUUUCUUUAUA
Molecule: messenger RNA, 845 nt
Organism: Oryza sativa Japonica Group (Japanese rice)
Lineage: Eukaryota; Viridiplantae; Streptophyta; Magnoliopsida; Poales; Poaceae
Source: RefSeq, a predicted model, not a curated record